AUGGAGGUUCUCCGUACAGCCCCCGAUACAUCAUCCUUCGUCCCUAUCGCCGAACACCAGUCGCGCACACCGGCCUCGUUCCACGAUGGUCCGACAGUGCUACACUACCACAGCCAGAGUUGCAAGGUCGUGAUUCUCGAGCGCGACCUCGUCGCCACCCCUACACUGAACGCCCUACGCGGCGAAGUAGCCACAAAUGGAUCAACCGCAACCGAGGAGAAUGAGCAGGAGAAAGAGGUUGCCAUUGACAACGUCGAGACCUGGGUGACCUCCGAUAAAUUCCUUCUCUUCUCGUCCUCCGCCUCAACAGGCGUCUCAAUCCCCUACCCUUCCAUCUCCCUCCACGCUAUCCAGCGCCUGCGCGUACCGGGCGCCUCCGAUGCCGAGGUUCAAGGACUUUACAUGCAGAUUGCGACACCGAGCGCUCCCUCCGGCGAAGACGACGAAGAAGAAUGCAUUACAAUGACAGUUGUGCUGCCCUCCGACGCGACAACGAGCACAGCCUCCGAUGAACUCUCCGAUGAGCCUGAGGAAAGCCCCAUUCAAACACUGUACAAUGCCGUGUCUGCUUGCUCGAACCUACACCCCGACCCCGUUGAGCCGGGCGACGAGGACGAGGACGAGGGGGCGAAGUUUUUCACAGCCGAUGGUGCGGAGCCUUCGUUUUUCCAGCUUGGGGAGGGAAUGACCGGCUCUGAGAAUGGGGGGGUUGCCACCUCCUGUUGA
Messenger RNA from Penicillium manginii, 726 nucleotides. Its product is annotated as Voldacs domain-containing protein. Bases 1 to 726 code for a protein of 241 amino acids. Gene Ontology annotation, biological process: mRNA cis splicing, via spliceosome. NCBI's taxonomy places the organism in Eukaryota, Fungi, Ascomycota, Eurotiomycetes, Eurotiales, Aspergillaceae. The record is from RefSeq and is a predicted model, not a curated record. Gene Ontology annotation, cellular component: spliceosomal complex; cytosol. The transcript is spliced from 2 exons.